UGGGUUGUCCCGCGCGCUGUUGGAGCUAGUGGAUCCUCAGUUUUGGUGGUGUCCAUCGUGGGCAGCGGACUAAUAAAGGCCAUGGCACCGGCGGAAAUCCUGAACGGGAAGGUGGUCUCCGCGCAAAUAAGGGAGACACUGAAGAACCAAGUCACUCAGAUGAAGGAGCAAGUUCCUGGUUUUACACCAGGCCUGGCAAUUUUACAGGUUGGCGACAGAGAUGAUUCUAAUCUUUAUAUAAAUGUGAAGCUGAAGGCUGCUGAAGAGAUUGGGAUCAAAGUCACGCACAUUAAGUUACCAAGAACUGCCACAGAAUCUGAGGUGUUAAAGUACAUUACAUCAUUGAAUGAAGACCUCACCGUACAUGGUUUCAUAGUACAACUGCCUUUAGAUUCAGAGAACCCCAUUAACACUGACGCAGUGGUCAAUGCGAUCAUACCCGGAAAGGAUGUGGAUGGGCUAACUAGCAUCAAUGCCGGAAAACUUGCAAGAGGUGACCUAAAUGACUGUUUCAUCCCUUGUACGCCUAAAGGAUGCUUGGAACUCAUCAAAGAGACAGGGGUGCAGAUUGCUGGAAGGCACGCGGUCGUGGUCGGGCGCAGUAAGAUAGUCGGUGCCCCCAUGCAUGACUUGCUUCUGUGGAACCAUGCCACAGUGACCACCUGCCACUCCAAGACUGCCAAUCUAGGCGAGGAGGUAAAUAAAGGUGACAUCCUGGUGGUUGCGACUGGUCAGCCGGAAAUGGUGAAAGGGGAGUGGAUCAAACCCGGGGCAAUAGUCAUCGACUGCGGGAUCAAUUAUAUCCCAGAUGAUACAAAACCAAAUGGGAAAAAAGUGGUGGGUGAUGUGGCCUAUGAUGAGGCCAAAGAGAGGGCAGGCUUCAUCACUCCUGUUCCUGGUGGUGUGGGGCCCAUGACGGUGGCAAUGCUAAUGCAGAGCACAGUAGAGAGUGCAAAGCGUUUCUUGGAGAAAUUUAAGCCAGGAAAGUGGAUGAUUCAGUAUAACAACCUUAACCUCCAGGUUCCUGUUCCAAGUGACAUUGAUAUAUCACGAUCUUGCAAGCCAAAGCCCAUUGGCAGCCUGGCUCGGGAAAUUGGUCUGCUGUCUGAGGAGGUAGAAUUGUAUGGUGAGACAAAAGCCAAGGUUCUGCUGUCCGCACUGGAACGCCUGAAGCACCAACCUAACGGGAAAUACGUGGUGGUGACCGGGAUCACUCCAACGCCCCUGGGAGAAGGGAAGAGCACGACCACCAUUGGGCUGGUGCAGGCCCUUGGUGCCCAUCUUUCUCAGAACGUCUUUGCGUGUGUGCGACAGCCUUCACAGGGCCCCACCUUUGGAAUAAAAGGUGGCGCUGCAGGAGGUGGCUACUCCCAGGUCAUUCCCAUGGAAGAGUUUAAUCUCCACCUCACCGGCGACAUCCAUGCCAUCACUGCAGCAAAUAACCUUGUCGCCGCGGCCAUCGAUGCCCGGAUGUUCCAUGAACUGACGCAGACAGACAAGGCUCUCUUCAAUCGUUUGGUACCAUCAGUAAAUGGAGUGAGAAAGUUCUCCGAUAUCCAAAUCCGAAGGUUACAGAGACUAGGCAUUGAAAAAACUGACCCUACCACACUGACUGACGACGAGAUAAACAGAUUUGCAAGAUUGGACAUUGAUCCAGAAACCAUAACUUGGCAAAGAGUAUUGGAUACCAAUGAUAGAUUCCUGAGGAAGAUCACAAUCGGACAGGCUCCAACGGAGAAAGGGCACACACGGACGGCCCAGUUUGAUAUCUCUGUGGCCAGUGAAAUCAUGGCUGUGCUGGCUCUCACCAGUUCGCUAGAAGACAUGAGAGAGAGACUGAGCAGAAUGGUGGUGGCAUCCAGCAAGAAAGGGGAGCCCAUCAGUACCGAAGAUCUGGGGGUGAGUGGUGCAUUGACAGUGCUUAUGAAGGAUGCAAUCAAGCCCAAUCUCAUGCAGACAUUAGAGGGCACUCCAGUAUUUGUUCAUGCUGGACCAUUUGCCAACAUCGCACAUGGGAAUUCCUCUAUCAUUGCAGACCGGAUUGCCCUCAAACUUGUUGGCCCUGAGGGGUUUGUGGUGACUGAAGCAGGAUUUGGAGCGGACAUUGGAAUGGAAAAGUUUUUUAACAUCAAAUGCCGGUAUUCUGGUCUCCGCCCUCACGUCGUGGUGCUUGUGGCCACAGUCAGGGCUCUUAAGAUGCACGGAGGCGGCCCCACGGUUACUGCUGGACUGCCUCUCCCCAAGGCUUACAUAGAGGAGAACCUGGAGCUGGUUGAAAAAGGCUUCAGUAACUUAAGGAAACAAAUUGAAAAUGCCAGAAUGUUUGGAGUCCCAGUGGUAGUGGCCGUGAACGCAUUCAAGACAGAUUCGGAGGCCGAGCUGGACCUCGUCAGCCGCCUUGCCAAAGAUCAUGGGGCUUUUGAUGCAGUGAAAUGCACACACUGGGCAGAAGGGGGCAAGGGCGCCUUAGCCCUGGCUCAGGCCGUCCAGAGAGCAGCUCAGGCACCCAGCAGCUUCCAGCUCCUUUAUGACCUCAAGCUCCCUAUUGAGGAUAAAAUCAGGAUCAUUGCGCAGAAGAUCUAUGGGGCUGAUGACAUUGAACUGCUUCCUGAAGCUCAACACAAAGUUGAAGUCUACACAAAACAGGGCUUUGGGCACCUGCCCAUCUGCAUGGCCAAGACACACUUGUCCUUGUCUCAUAACCCAGAGCAGAAGGGUGUGCCCACAGGCUUUGUCCUGCCCAUCCGUGACAUCCGUGCCAGUGUUGGGGCCGGUUUUCUGUACCCCUUGGUAGGCACGAUGAGCACGAUGCCUGGACUCCCCACACGGCCCUGUUUCUAUGAUAUUGAUUUGGACCCUGAAACUGAACAGGUUAAUGGGUUGUUCUAAAACAGGUGAGUUGUUACUGGUAAGAGUUUUGCUUUUUUCCUUUGGGGUAUAUUUAUGAAUUACGGGAUUCCAGCAAAAGCUCUGAAAAUGCAAAUUCGAAUGCUUUCAAAACUUUCUUUCCAAACAUCAUUGAGGGGAGAGUUGGCAGUAACCAAUGAAGGAAAUAUUCCAAUUUUGGAAGAAGAGCCUGGCUUGUUACGGAGCAGCGCAGGGGAGAAAGCCGCCGUCUAGUGAACUCUGGAGGGACUGCCACGGAGGCUGGGCUAAGGGUCUGUGUACUUUGAGUAGAUAGCAGGCAGGAGUUGAGUAAAUGUCCCUGAAAAUAGAAAAGAAAAGGAAGCAGGACCAGUCCGGGAAUACUUGGGAUCUUAAGGGAAACAUCCCCAAGUACUCUUCACAAUGAACAAGCCUUCCCUAGACACAUCCAGUUGAAAUUUCAAAAACAUUAAAAAUGUAAUUGUAAAAAGUCUUCUCCAGAAAAGAAAAAAAUGGCUUGUCUAUGAGAAAACGGGAAUUAGAGUGAACACCUGUCUUCUUAUCAGAGUAAGGGGCUUUUCGACAAUGGAGGAACCCCCUCGAGCUGACUUUGCACCUGCACUUACACCCACCAGAUCUUCCAAAGGCUUUCAGACGUGCAGGUUUGCCGCCCCACCUCGCUUCCUAGGAAGGUAUUUAGCAGUGUCCUCCGGCAAGAUGGGGAAUCAACCAAGAAAAAGGAAGACAUGGUUUUCAGGAAACCGAAUCCUGAUCUGGGCAGUCACGAAGGAGAAUCCUGACAGCUGCAAGAGACCUAGAGUUAUAAGUCUAGGAGGGAGGAAUUGAGAACCGCUAGAAAAGACAAGGGUAUCAGAGGGCAAUAAUGCAAAACUGAAGCUCUCACAUUGUUUACCAAAGUAAAGGUCCAGGUGGAAGCAAACUAGUCCUCUUCUGAGCAACCAGAGGAUGGCUGCUUACAGAAGUAACUGCUUACAGAGAAGAGACGGUGUGCUUGCUGCCCGGGAACACCGUUCUUCCUUCAGGAGGGCUUCUGUGACGCUGGGAGUGUCCCUCUGGCUCAGGCCUGGCCUGGCCUCGGACAGUCUUCACGUUGCCAGGAUGCAAGUGCCGCAUGUUGUUUUCAGGCCCUCGGGCCAGCCCGACAGAGGUGGUCGUGGAAAGGCUGGAAAUGUCAGGGGCUUUGGCAGCACCAGAGGGGAGUGCUGCGGCGGGGCAGGGGAGAGGCGAGGUUUCAACUCUUCGAGGAACAUUUACUUCUCGUUUCUUUUUCCUUCUAGAUUGCCCCUCUUCAAGAAGCUGCUCCAAAUAUUUGGCCGGUGUCCAUUCAGGCUGACUGUUGGUUAGGAAGUGUGGGGAAGUCGAGAGAAGUCAGCCCCUGCCCUGAAGAUCUUAGGCAAUCAAGAGCAGGCGUUUCCCCAGUAGCCUUCCUUUGGUCUUAAUUCCCACCAUCAUGUAUAAAUUAACAUAAAUCAUGCGCAAGUCUGCUUACUUUACUGAAGUUCCACAGAAUAAAAGGAAAUGGAUUUUGCGA
Molecule: messenger RNA, 4417 nt
Organism: Neomonachus schauinslandi (Hawaiian monk seal)
Lineage: Eukaryota; Metazoa; Chordata; Mammalia; Carnivora; Phocidae
Gene: MTHFD1
Product: methylenetetrahydrofolate dehydrogenase, cyclohydrolase and formyltetrahydrofolate synthetase 1
Exons: 27
Coding region: 82-2889 (935 amino acids)
Biological process (GO): tetrahydrofolate interconversion
Cellular component (GO): cytosol
Molecular function (GO): formate-tetrahydrofolate ligase activity; ATP binding; methenyltetrahydrofolate cyclohydrolase activity
Source: RefSeq, a predicted model, not a curated record